UAAAAAGGCAACAACACAAUGAAGUUGGCCGUGGUCUCAGCUGUCAUCUUAGUCGUGGUUUUCGUGGCCUGGCCAGUAUCAGCCGGUGGAUACGGACACAAAGAGGAGGAGGAUGAUGACACGAAGUCAUGGUUUCCUCUGGACAAUCUAUUAUCGUUGAAUUAUUAUGAUAAGAGUUGCCCAAACUUUGAGAAAAUCGUUGAUACCAAAGUCAGGGAAUGGACAAAGACUGAUCCUUCCCUUGGUCCUGCCCUCCUCCGCCUUCUCUUCCACGAUUGCGGCGUCACGGGAUGUGAUGCGUCGGUUCUUCUAGACCACGAAGGAUCAGAGAGAAGAUCUCCGGCGAGCAAAACCUUAAGAGGCUUCGAGCUAAUCGACGAUAUCAAGUCCGAGAUGGAGAAAGCCUGCCCCAAAUUAGUCUCAUGCGCCGACAUCCUAGCGGCAGCUAGCCGCUCCGCCACCUACCAACUCGGUGGUCCUUACUGGCCUAACGCCUACGGACGUCGUGACUCUAAAAAUUCAUACGCUAGAGACGCCGAGAAAGUCCCUUCAGGCCGCCGUGACAUCACUGGUCUUCUCGAGACGUUUCAGUCUUACGGUCUCAACGUCCUCGACCUUGUCGUCCUUUCCGGGGCCCACACCAUCGGGAAAGCUUACUGUGGAACCAUCCAGUCAAGGCUUUACAACUUCAACGCAACCCAUGGAACUGAUCCGUCCAUCGAUCCCAAAUUCGCAGAUUACUUGAGGCGCAAGUGUCGAUGGGCCUCAGAGACGGUUUACCUAGACGUGGAGACUCCAGUGGUAUUCGAUAAUCAGUACUACAUCAAUCUUCAGAAGAAUAUGGGAGUCUUGACCACCGAUCAGGAGCUUGUGAAGGACCCGAGGACCGCUCCGCUGGUAAAGGCCUUCGCGGAGCAGCCGGCUCAGAUGUUCAGACAUCAGUUUGCUGUGUCGAUGGCUAAGCUGGUUAAUGUUGGUGUCAUUACUGCUGAAGAUCGUACUGGAGAGAUCAGGAGGGUUUGCAGCAAAUCUAAUUCCAGACCUUACUGA
Raphanus sativus (radish) is the source of this 1050-nucleotide messenger RNA. RefSeq names its product peroxidase 7-like. Gene Ontology annotation, biological process: hydrogen peroxide catabolic process; response to oxidative stress. The record is from RefSeq and is a predicted model, not a curated record. The transcript is spliced from 2 exons. Gene Ontology annotation, molecular function: peroxidase activity; heme binding. Bases 19 to 1050 code for a protein of 343 amino acids. NCBI's taxonomy places the organism in Eukaryota, Viridiplantae, Streptophyta, Magnoliopsida, Brassicales, Brassicaceae.